AUGGACGUAAUUGCUGCCGCUUUGAUUACCCUAAGAGGCCAAGUGACAAAACUCGUCCCAAAAGAAAUGCUGAUGUUGAAAUCAAAGCCCGUCUCUACAUACGGAAACGUGAAAAAUGAGACUCCUGAUUUUAUUGGAAAUCAUGGCUCUGCUCAAGCAUCAUUUAUAGCACGUAAAGAUAAAUUACAAGUUUUAAGUACAGAACAGCACUCCUCUUUUGCUGAUGAAGUACAAAGAGCGACAGACCCAUUACGUGUACUAAAUCAAUGUGGCGAUGCUGUGUACACUCCUGUUGCUCCUUGUACUUCACACGUAAAUUUCGAAAAUAAUAAUGAAGGUGAUGGUCAUGAUCCAAUAUAUGACCAUGAACUAUACCUUGAUAAUUUAGCUGCAUUACUAGCUGAUGAUAAUAAUGAUCAUCAAAAUCUAUGCGGUCAAAAUAUAGAACAAAAUAUUGGUGACAUGGAAGAUACAUUGACUUUAGACUCUAUCUCAAGGCACCGCUUUUCAGACUCAGAGUUUGAAGCAAGUAUAGCAAGUCUUGAUGAUUCCCAGAAAGUCCCUUAUGAGAAGGUCCUUGAGUAUUCAAGAGCAGUACAUGAUUUUCAAAUGAGGACCAGACAGUCAAUGCCCAGCCAUUUUCGUAUGUUUAUAACAGGUGGUGCUGGAACUGGUAAAAGCCAUGUAAUAAGUGUCAUCAAAAAGCAUUUAGAAAGAGCUCAUAUUGGUGCUGGAAAUGCUUGUGUUUUAUUGGCACCAACUGGUGUUGCAGCGUUUAAUAUUGGUGGAUUAACUAUUCACCAGGCUCUCAAUCUUCCUGUAGAGCAUGGAAACUCCACCACCGACAAAAAGCUUGUAGCUGAGAGAUUAAAGGAUCUUAGACAAUCAUGGAAAAAUGUGAACACCAUAAUAAUAGAUGAGAUAACUAUGGUCUCACACUUAACAAUGUCCUUCAUUCACAAGAGGCUAACUGAAAUUAAAGGAACUGAUGACACUGACGUUCUCCUUGGAGGACUGAAUGUCAUUGCAGUAGGUGACUUCUUUCAGUUGCCACCAGUGAGGGACAAAUUUGUAUUUCAAGAUGGCAGAGGCUAUAAUCCAGGCUCAACACACAUGUGGAGGGAUGAGUUCAAACUAAUAGAACUAACUCAAAAUAUGAGACAAAGAGGAGACACAGAAUAUUCAGAUAUUCUCAACCGUGUCAGAACUGGUUCUCAGACAAAGGAUCCCAUUGAUGUCAGUCAACCUCCAUUUGUUGAUGCAUUACGCCUAAUGCCUUUAAAAGAACAAGUAGAAGAAUAUAAUGACAGUAGAUUGAAAGACUUAUCACACUCUACUAAAAUAUAUGAAUUUGAUGCAGAGCAUUCAAUAGUAGAGUCAACAACACUGAUUCCUGGUGUAGUAUCACAUGAAGUCCCAGAGUCACUCAUAUCUUCCAAUAAUAGAGAUUGUGCUGGCUUAUCACGUAAAGAAGGAUUAGUAAAUGGAGCUAGAGGAAUAAUUGUUGGUUUCUCUUGGCCAAAUGGAGCUGAUGAUCAAGCAAAGAAAGGGGACUUACCACAAAAAGUAUAUGUAAAAUUUCAUGACCCACGUGUAGGUCUGGUGAGCCGUGUCACAAUUGAUGAUUCGUCUGAACAAGAAGCUGUCCCAAUAGAACCAGUCAUGGCCAAGUUUUAUGGCAAGCAAGGAGUAACAUUACAGCAUACGCAGUUACCAUUACUACCUUGCUGGGCAGCUACUAUACAUGAAGUUCUGGGUCUAUGUCUUGAUGCUGCAGUAAUUGAUUUAGGUCCUAAAAUGUUUGAAGAUAGAAUGGCAUAUGUUGCCUUAAGUAGAGUAAGAACACUCCAAGGAGUUGCUCUACUAGGACUAGUCGAAAAGAAAAUCACAUCAUCAACAGUAGCAAAUGAUGAAAUGGAUAGACUAAGGAACCAUAGAUUAUAAAUGAUGAUGUGUCUUCUGGG
Messenger RNA from Amphimedon queenslandica, 1964 nucleotides. Its product is annotated as ATP-dependent DNA helicase PIF1-like. Gene Ontology annotation, molecular function: ATP hydrolysis activity; DNA helicase activity. Gene Ontology annotation, biological process: DNA repair; telomere maintenance. The transcript has 4 exons. The record is from RefSeq and is a predicted model, not a curated record. Lineage: Eukaryota; Metazoa; Porifera; Demospongiae; Haplosclerida; Niphatidae. The coding region runs from base 1 to 1944 and encodes 647 amino acids.